Molecule: messenger RNA, 5250 nt
Organism: Entelurus aequoreus (snake pipefish)
Lineage: Eukaryota; Metazoa; Chordata; Actinopteri; Syngnathiformes; Syngnathidae
Product: cyclic nucleotide-gated cation channel beta-3-like
Exons: 39
Coding region: 565-4467 (1300 amino acids)
Biological process (GO): retina homeostasis; monoatomic cation transmembrane transport
Cellular component (GO): plasma membrane; intracellular cyclic nucleotide activated cation channel complex; photoreceptor outer segment
Molecular function (GO): intracellularly cAMP-activated cation channel activity; protein-containing complex binding; intracellularly cGMP-activated cation channel activity
Source: RefSeq, a predicted model, not a curated record
CUUCGAACACUUCACUCGAAACCAACUUCAUAACAUCACCAAAAGCUCUCCUUUGAGCAUUUACACACAGUACCAACAUUUUGGAAUAAGGAUGAAGUGAUGGAAGAAAGAUGCUAGGAUGGGGGUCAGUGGGCUGCUGCCACCUUGCAGACCGCUCGUCCAAGAUGAUCCCCUGCUGAGCUCCUAAUGAGAUCUGCACGUUUCUUCACUUGCUGUUCCUCUGAAGGCUUUACAAGAAGGUUGCCGCAUCUCCUAUUAAGUCUUCUAACCUAUAAAGGCUCAUUUUAAGCACAGCGAAAGUACUACUGUAGUACCACCACAGUACAGAAGCACUGGAAGUACUGCGGUACUAUAAAAGGUUUGGAAGGAGCGACCAUGUGAUCAUCGCUUGACUCGCCCUCAAUCUGGAUCCAAGUCCAGGAUUGAGGCCUUAACCUUCAGGUGCUGCUGCCUAAUCCAGUUAGGAGCAGGCGGCCGCUGUGGAAAAUCCCUACAGACCCGAGACCUCACUUUGUGGACCUCAUCGACUGCAGCGGCAUGCAGGACCACCUGUAGACCCUCAGGAUGUUCAACUGGGUAGUGAAAGUGGUCCCACAGCCCCCUGAAGGUCCUCACAGGGAGGAAGAGAUCCGGAAACCUGCUGAGCAUCGCCCCAAAAGCAAAGAUGGAAAAUGUCCUGCACCGAAGAACUCUGAUGACGUUUCAGAGGACAGUCAGUCCCAGACGGGAGUUUUUGGUUGGCUGUCCAACGGCUUCGCCAGCGCCCUGCCUCAGCCCGCUGGCUCUCCUCACCUGGACGGCAGGACCGGGGGUGAUGGUGAAAGGUCGGGAGUGAUGGGCUGGGUGACACAGGGUCUGACCAAGGUGCUGCCGCAGCCUGACGACAAGUACAGAGAGAUAGACAACGGGAACGACGAGCACACGGAGGUCUAUGAAGUUGAAACAAUGCCAGAUUAUGAUCCCCUCCCGCACAUUCCAGUGGUGGAGAUGGUGUCAGACGACGAGAUGUCUGAGGUGGAGAGUGUUUCUUUCCCUCCAAAUGUGGUGACUUGGAUCAAGCAGAAGAUUCCUCAGCCAAUUCUCCUGCCUGCUAGUGCUACGUCCAUCGAGUCCAAACACAAAAAGACUCCCCGCUCCUCUCUGGACAAAAUUCUUUCUCCACCACCCGAAUCUCUCAGUGGAAUCUCAUUGGACACUGAUGGCAAGGCCUCAAAUGUGGUUGGCUGGUUCGUGUCAGGACUUGGCUUGAAGAUCCCUCAGCCGAUUCCUCCACAACAAAACGACGUUGAGGCUGCUGCUGAAGCUCUAAAAAAAGUGUCAACCAAACUCGACCCUAACAUGGUGUUAGAGGACGUGGAUUCAGAGGACGAGGUCCAACACACUUCUACGACAGCCCCCGGACAGCCGGCAGUGAUAAAAAGAAGCCAGUCCAGUUCGUCCAUGCACCCCCACACGUGUGCUGAGACUAACCGAGAACCAGGACCAUCCCACCCGACUUUGCCAACUUUGGCUAAAAUACCGCAGGAGGAUGCUGAGACUCAGACAGGCCGCUGGACACCAUUCAUCGAAAACAUCAAGAAGGAGGCUGAGGAUGUUGCUAUGGCCACCAUGGAGGAACGUUUGCUGCAAGAGCGCAUGGAAAUGACACGUGUGGCCGAAGAAGUGGCGAGACACGCGGCUGAGAUGGCCAUUCGACAGCUGGCCAGUGAGGGCCAGUCCAUUAAACUGUCACUGGGGAGCCAAGAGCUGCUGGAGGAGUUUGACGCAGAACUGCCAGAUUUACAAGAAGACAGAGAAGCCAGUCAUCCUGAUGGCAUCGAAAAAGAGAGUCCCGUUGUGGAGGCUGAGGAACACACCAUCAGUGAAGAAGUGAAAGAUAAUCAAGAGCCCGAAGAAGAGCCCCAGCAACCACCAACAACAUCACCUUCGCCACCACCUCUCAGACCUGAACCAACAAAGGCCUCGGAGCCAGACCCUGAACAGCAGGUAGAGGACAAGACCCAGGAAGUAGUUUCUCAACCUGAGCCUGUGACCCAGCAGCCACAGAAGGCUGAGGAAGUCGCUGAGUGUGCCAAGACUGCUGAAAAGGAGGAGGCCAGUGAGGACGAGUGUGGGGAUAGUUCUAGACUCGGCCUCCGCCCAGCCGUCAAUGUUGAGGAUGUCGACUCGGACCGGGAGAAAACUGGGGAGGGAAAUGGGGAGGAGCUCCUCGCCCCCCAGGACCCCAAACUGACAACUCUGACUGUCCCUGUGACCCCCACAGGAGGUCGACAGAGCAAAGGAGAUAAAGAUAGGAGGCUGCAGUCUCAAAGUGAAGAAGAAGAUGAUGAAGAGGCAAGCAUCCCUGUCAGAGCCUGGCCCAGUCAGUCGAGCCUCCACAGCAGCGAUGACCCCCUGCGAGAACGUCCCUCAUCGUCAGCCAGUCAGACGAGUGCGGUGGUCAGCGAGCGUCUUCAGGAGCUGGUGCGCAUGUUUAAAGAGAGGACGGAGAAGGCUAAAGAGAAACUCAUAGAUCCUGACAGCUCGGAUGAGGACAGCGUCGUCCCCUCUCCUCCUCAAGCCACAGCACCGCAACCUGCCCCUGCUCCUGAGCCCCUGGACGAGGACGAGGAGCCACCUGGUCCGUCGGUAGGAAAAGGAGAGAGUGAGGCAGAGGAGAAGUCGAGGCCCAAGGUGAAAUCCCAUCGAUGGAUACCAGCCUGUGUGCACUACCGCUUCCCUGCCAGCAUCGACCCUUUCACCAAUCUGAUGUACGUGUUGUGGAUGUUCCUGGUGUCUUUGGCGUGGAACUGGAACGUGUGGUUCAUCCCAGUUCGCUGGGCCUUCCCCUACCAGACGGCAGACAAUAUUUACUACUGGCUGCUGACCGACUACCUCUGCGACCUCAUUUACAUCCUGGACAUCACCAUCUUCCAACCGCGCCUGCAGUUUGUCCAUGGAGGGGACAUAGUCUGUGACAAGAAAGAAAUGAGAAAGAAUUACAUGAAAACUAAACGUUUCAAGUUCGACGUUGCCAGUCUUGCUCCGCUGGAGCUCUUCUAUUUCAAAACUGGCAUCAACCCUCUUCUACGGUUGCCUAGGUUACUCAAGAUCAACUCAUUCUUUGAAUUCAACGAGCGCUUAGAGGCAAUCUUGACCAAAGCCUACGUUUACAGGGUGAUCCGUACCACCACGUAUCUUCUCUACUGCCUCCACUGUAACGCCUGCCUUUACUACUGGGGCUCUGCCUACAAUGGACUGGGCUCCACUAAGUGGGUGUACGACGGCAAAGGCAACAGUUACAUCCGUUGUUACUACUUUGCGGUGAAGACGCUUAUCACCAUCGGGGGGUUGCCAGAUCCCACCACCCUGUUUGAGAUCGUCUUCCAACUCAUCAACUACUUUGUGGGAGUCUUCGCCUUUUCCAUCAUGAUUGGCCAAAUGCGUGAUGUUGUUGGCGCAGCCACAGCGAGUCAGACCUACUACCGCACCUGUAUGGACAACACCAUUAAAUACAUGUCUUCGUAUCGCAUCCCCAAGGAUGUCCAAAACCGCGUCAAAACAUGGUACAACUACACCUGGCAAUCACAAGGCAUGCUGGAUGAACAGGAGCUGCUGACUCAGUUACCAGAUAAAAUGCGUCUGGACAUCGCCAUCGAUGUCAAUUAUUCCAUUGUCAGCAAAGUCCCUCUCUUUCAGGGUUGUGACCAACAGAUGAUUUUUGACAUGUUAAAAAGCCUGCGUUCAGUUGUCUAUCUUCCAGGCGAUUAUGUCUGCAAAAAGGGGGAAGUUGGUCGGGAGAUGUACAUCAUCAAAGCUGGGGAAGUCCAAGUGGUUGGCGGUCCAGAUGGGAAAACCGUGUUUGUCACUCUCAGAGCUGGCUCAGUCUUUGGAGAGAUCAGUUUACUUUCCGUAGGUGGGGGCAACAGGCGCACUGCAAAUGUAAUUGCUCAUGGCUUUGCCAAUCUGUUCAUCCUGGACAAGAAAGACCUGAAUGAAAUUCUGGUCCACUACCCGGAAUCCAAGAAACUGCUGCGCAAAAAAGCUCGAAAGAUGCUCACAAAGGGGAAGAAAUCUGAAGCCAAAGAAGAAGCUAAGACAGCCCCUGUCAAGCCCGAGACUCCCAAAUUGCUAAGAGCCGCCCUGGAGAUGACUGAAAAGUUGGCUGGACUUAAAGGAGCCAUGGUCCAAGUUAAAGAGAAGACCAACAAGUCCAGUGUCUCACUGCAGGCGUCCAUCUCCUCCCCCUUGCCGUCUCCCGCUUCCACGUCCGGCCCGGACAGAGACGUCUCCACGCCCUCGCCCACUUUGGACAGUUCCACAACGUUCCUCUCCACCUUCGCCUGCUACAACGACAACUCCGAGAUGUCGCUCCCGGAAUCCCAAUGUUGCAGUGAUACGGAGGACGUGCUGCCAGUUGAUGACAGACAGGAGGGGCCGGGCGAGGAGGAAGAGGCCUACGAGGGAGGAAAGAAGGUGCAGCGAUAACAAGGGGGAAAAAAUUACUGAGAGCAGAAAGGUUGAAGGUCAACUGCCUUAGUGCGGACGGACUAAUUGCAUGGCUAGAGAUAAAAGUCUUGCUUAAGAAUAGGCUCAUAUGAGACUUCGGAUUAUUAAUACCAACUUCACAACAAUAUCAGCUCACUGCAGGCAAGUUGGUUAAAUUCAUACGAUAUAAACAAAAGCUCACAACUUUUAAUACGAUUAAUCUUGUUUUUGCUGUUGUUGAACCAUAAAUGUUUACAUUUUUUGUACAUUAAAAGGUUGCCUUAUUUUAUGUUAAUGUCAGUAGCUUACACGGCUAACGUGUUGAUGUUUUUGAACCUACGUAUAAAAAAAGAGUCCAUAAGUUGUAUUUAAAAUGUAAAUGAUUGUUAAAAAAAUAUAUUAUGAGGUCAUGAUUGAUAAUUAAACAGUGCUUGAUUGGUACAAUAAUAAAAAUGUUUUAUUGUUAAAAUUAAUUGUACCGAUCAGAGGUGUACAAGGGGCUAUUUUUCAAAUAUAUUUAUUACCUCUUUAUUUCUUUUUACCAUUUUCACAAAAUUAAAAAGGUGAAAAUGGCCCCUCAGUGUAAAAAGUUUGGACACCCCCCUGGUAUAGAUGAUUGUAUUGCUUAAACAAAAAGCAGUUUACACUCUUUUCGAGUAAGUCCAAAUGAUAUUGUCUAUCCUUUUGAUUGUGUAGGCUGGCUAAUCAUGCCAAUGUUUUAUGGAUAUCAUAAUAGUGUGCUCAUACUCAAUAUGUCACUAAAGUAGCACUGAAAUAAAACAA